This is a messenger RNA of Cololabis saira (Pacific saury), 9180 nucleotides long. It is a transcript of the gene cenpf, whose product is annotated as centromere protein F. Gene Ontology annotation, cellular component: spindle pole; nucleus; chromosome, centromeric region. The record is from RefSeq and is a predicted model, not a curated record. The coding region runs from base 64 to 8427 and encodes 2787 amino acids. Gene Ontology annotation, molecular function: dynein complex binding; protein homodimerization activity; microtubule binding. The transcript has 38 exons. Gene Ontology annotation, biological process: mitotic cell cycle; regulation of G2/M transition of mitotic cell cycle; metaphase chromosome alignment. Lineage: Eukaryota; Metazoa; Chordata; Actinopteri; Beloniformes; Belonidae.
UUCGAGAAGAAGAUCAGUUAGAGGAUUUCGAUGUUAGCAUCGUCCCCAAAUUAGUUUGAAGUCAUGAGCUGGGCCCUGGAGGAGUGGAAGGAUGGACUUCCAGCGAAAGCACUGCAAAAGAUCCAGGAGAUGGAGGUCCAGCUGGACAAAGCCAGGAAAGAAAAGACACAAAAGCAGUUUCAGCUGGACUCCGUAGAAGCUGCCCUUCAAAAACAGAAACAAAAGGUGGACAGUGAACGUACAGAGAGCGGUGUUUUGAAAAGAGAGAAUCAGUCUUUAGUGGAGUCAUGUGAUGCUUUGGAGAAAACUCGCCAAAAGGCCGUCCAUGACCUGGGAGUCAAAGAGAAGCAGGUGAGUUACCUGGAGGGUCAGCUCAACACCUGCAGGAAGACCAUAGAGCGACUAGAGCAGGAGCUCAAGAAGUACAAAAAUGAGCUAGAUCGUUCUCAGUCUGCCGGCUCCAUCUCUGAGCUGCAGCCGUACGCUACUCCGCAGAAGACUUUCGCUACCCCAGCACCUGUCCCAGCCUACAGACAGCACGACAACGCAGCAGAGGAACUUCAGGAGAAAUACAGCCAAGAAGUAGAGGAACGAAAAAGGCUAGAGAAUGAACUCAAAGUGAUGCAGGUUAAACUGUUGAAUCAGUCAUCGUCAGUCAGUGUGAGCCACAAAGACAUUGCAGCCCGCCAGGCUGGAUCCUCCAUAUUCCCAUGGCAACAGCAGGAUAAGCUCCAUGGUCGCCAUUCUCAGGAUCUCAUGGAAACGCCUCUGAAGAGACGAGGGACGUCCCUUUGGGACGCCCAUGAGGCCACACCAAUCAAACCUGGCCAGCGGAUGAGUGCGUCCAUGGUCCAUAGUCCCAGUGGAUCCUCCCAACAGAUGGACCAGCUAAAGACUCUAAACCAGGAGCUGCGUGGUCGUGUGUCAGAGCUGGAGAGGAAUCUGUCCAAUCAGGAGAAGGAGAUUCGUAAUCAAGCUUCCAAAUUACAGGAACUACAAACUCAGUUGAACCAGGCCCGCAAAGACUUGGGUGAACGCGACAGAGACCUGACCAAGUCCAGCCAUGAGCUGACUCAGGUCAGAGACAGGCACCAGCAGCUCGAGACCAAGUGUUCAUCAGCCGAGCAGAAGCUGAAGCAGCUCACAGAGGAGAUGAGUUGUCAGAGACACAACGCUGAAAGCUGCAAACGAGCCCUGGAACAGAAACUCAAGGACCAAGAGAGAAACAGUCAGAAGGAACUAGCAGAGCUCCAGAAUUCCCACCAGGCUUUGAAUCAACAACUGAGCCAAACUAAAACCAAGCUUACACAAGAAAUCCAGCAGUCCAAAAAGGACAACAAUAUACUGCAAUCUGAUACGGAGAAGAUGCGCGUCCAGAAGAGUCAGAUGGAAAGAGAGAUGGAGGAGCAGAAACAGAAACUGCUGCGAUCAGAACAAAGUUUGCAGGCCAUCCAGUCUAAAGAACAGGAACUCCGCAAAAAAAUGGAGGACCUGCAGAAAGAGAAGAACAGUGUGACUGUCCAGUUCGAUCAGAGCAGCAGACGCCUGUGUCAGCUAGAAGACGAGAAGAAAAGCUCAGAGCAAAGCCUCAAACGUGUCCAGGGACUACUAGAUGAUCUCAAAGCAAAGUCAGAGGGACAGGCAGCGGAGCUUAAGAAACUUCAGUCUAAACUGGAGCAGCAGGCUCAGUCUUCAGCAUGCGAGCUGGAAAACUUGAAGAAGUCUCUUUCUGAUGCAGAGACCAAAAAUGAAAGGUCUCAGAAUGAGCUUAAGAAAGAGAAACAAGAGCUGGAGAGGCUGUGCAACAAGCUGUCAGCCUUAGAGACGGAGAGCAAAGAGUUGAAAUCCAACCUCACUGCGAGCCAGAAUGAGUGUAAGACGCUGAAACAAGAACAUCAAGCUCUGCUGGAGUGGAAGAAAGAGAAGGAGAUGUUAAUAAAUGAAACAGAAGCUGUGCAAAAGGAGCUCAACGACAAAAUUAACUGCUUGGAAAGCAGUUUCAGCUUAAUGAAUGUGGCUAAUGAGGACCUUCAGAAGAAGCUCCUGUGUGUGGAAGGAGACAAGGCCAGUCUGUCUGCUCACAUCGAUUCCUUGAAGGGAGAACUCCUCAACAAGAGCACGGAGCUGGAGGAGAAGGAGCACCAGCACAAGCAGCUUCAGGCUCAGCUCUCUGAAGCUGGGCAAAAGCACAGCAAGGACCUGCAAAAUGUCGGGCUACAAGUUGCUCAGCUUGAAGUGCAGGUCAAAGAAUUGGAGUCACGGUUGCAAAAGGAAGUCAGUCGAGCCGAGUUUGCUGAGAGGACGAAUGUUGAGCUGCGGGAGGAGCAGCAGGCGACCUGUGACCUGGUCCAUUCCAAAGACCAGCUGGUGGAGUUGGGCCAAGCUGAGAUCCGGCAGCUGAGGGAGAGCCUCGCACAGACCACUGCACAGCAGGAAGAGCAAAACGCCAGGUUGGCAGAGGAGAGGGCGGUGUUACUGAAGCAGUGUGAGGAGAGUGUGUCAGCAAAGACUGAGGAGACUGAACAACUCAAGCUGCAGAUGGAGGAGGCCAAGCAAGAGCUGCUUCUCUCCAAAAACCAGAUCAGUUCCCUGGAACAUUUCCUGAAGGUCCAGGAGCAGCUCGGAGCUGAGCUGCAGAAACAAAUUGAGACAAUGUCAGAUGAGGAAAAGGAACAAAGAAAGAUGUAUGAGACAAAAUCAGAGGAGUUCAAACAUCUGGAAGGGGAGCUGAAGGAUCAGCAGAGCCGGGCCGAGGAGAAGGAGAAGCAGCUGGAAGAGGUCGAAGCUCAGAGGGCGUCUGUGGAGAAACAAAAGUCUGAGCUGGAAAACGCAGUUCAAGAGUUGAAGAAAGAAUCAGAGCAUCUGCAGCACAUUCAGAUUGUGGAGAGAGAUGAGCUGCAGCAGCAGAUUUCUUCCUUGGAGGAAAUGCUGUCUGCGUACAGAGAAGCAGCAGAGGAGCUUCCAGUCUUGAAGAAUAAGCUGGACGUGGUCAGUCAGUCCCUCUCCGAUGCUAAUAGGUGUCGAGAAGCUCUUGAAAAGGAUCUCUCCUCCAUCAGUGAAGUUAACACCAACCUGGCCAACACUAUUGCUGAGAAAAUGACCCUCAUCACUGCUUUGGAGAAGGAUAUCUCCAAUCUCACUGAAAAGAGGAACGAAGAGUCAGAGAGCCACAAAUUGGAGAUUGAAAACUUAACCAACAACGAGAAGAGUGUUAAAGAGGAGUUUAACGCUACUAAGAAAUCAUUGGCUGCUGCGAAGACGGAAUUGAACUCUCGUCGGGAGCAGAUCAAAACCAUGAAGACGACUCUGUCGGCUGCCUCGCGUGGUUUGGAAGAGAGAGAUAACAGGGUCAGGAGUCUCGAGGAGAAACUGAAUAAAGCGGAGGUAGAGCAGACCAAAACCGCUGACCUUCUGAAGGAAAAGAUUGUUGCCAUGAAGAAAAUCGAGAUGCAACUGGAAAUGCUUCAGAUGGACCUGGAGGAGAACGAGACAGCUAUGAGCUCCGUUGACAGUCAAGUGGAAGAACUUAAGGGAGUUAUAGCAUCACUAGAGGCCCAACUCUCUGAAAACCAGAGCCAGGUAUCGGAGAUGGAGGCCAAACUGCAGGACAGCAAAGCUCAGAUCUCCGUCUUGGAAGUCCGAUUAGACGAGGUCCAAUCCGAGAAUUCUCUGCUGGAGACGAAGUUCGUCACAGCUAAGGAUGAGCUGUUUGAGAGGACCUGUGAAAUGACUCGUCUGGAGGAGGAUGCUGGCAGACGACAGCAGCUGGAAGAGACGGUUGCUGUAUUAGAGUCUAAACUCAGUCACAUGACAGAAGAAAACGCCAAAUUUGAAACCACUCACAGCCAGAUAAUUCAGGACAAAGACAGCAGACUGAGUCAGUUACUCGAGGAGAAAAACAACCUUGAGACUUCGUUUCAACAGUUACUGAAUGAAAAGGAGCAAGUUGAUACAAACAUGAUUGAAGUGAAGGCAGAGAACAAAGAGCUGGAAACCAGAGGAGACAAACUAUCUGAGGAGGUGAAACAACUGCAGGCUGAUGUUAAGCAGCUAGACGAGGAAAAGCACGAAAGAGAUGUUAAGAUUGGUGAAAUGGCUGUAACGGCACGUGAUGCUGAGUCUAUUCUUAACCAGGUCAUGGAGGAGAAAGCCCAGCUCAGUGCUGCUUUAAGUCUGAUGGAUGAGGAGAAAAUCCAACACGAGGAGAAAUUCCUUGCAUUACAAUCUGAGAAAAGAGACUUGGUUGCUAACUUGAAUCAGUUAGGAGAAGAAAGGCGCCAGCUGGAAUUGAGCUACACUGAGGUCUCGGAAGAAAAUGCUAAACUAAAGUCUAGUGUGAAUCAGAGAGAUGAAGAGAAGCAGCACUUGCAAGCGAGCAUAGAAAGGCACGAAGAGGAGAUUGCUUCUCUCACAGAGGCAAACGAAUCCGUGCAGCGCUCCCUCGUGUCUUCAGAACAGGAGCGCCGCAGGCUGGAGGAGCAGCUCCAAAUGAAGGACAAGAGGACAGAGGAGGAGAACAAAGAGCGGAGCCAGCAGUUUGAAGCAGAGCAGGCUGAACUUAACCAGAAACUUGCAGUCUUGCAGAGCGAGCUGACUGUGUUCAGGCAGCGGUACGACGUGCUGCUGGAGCAGGUGGCCCAGCAGAACGGCCUCAUACAGCAGCUCUCUGGACCGCAGGAAGCUCAGACGUCUGAAGAUACAACCAGUCACCAGGGACUUGAAGAGACCGAAAUCAGUGGCCCUUCUCUGGCUGAGGCAGCAUUUGACACAAGUAUCAGUGCCUUUACUGAGACCUGCGCAAGAGAUGAAUCCUUCGUGGUGUUAGAACUCUGUGAACCGUCUCACCAGUCUUUCAGUGAGACAGAGAUGCUCCAGGAGGAGAGGAACGAAGCAUGUGAAGCUUAUGUGGAUCAAAUGAACGGCAACGAGGAGGACCAGCCACUUCCUCAGCAGUUACAGGUUUCUGAAGAAAGCUGUAAUCCUACAGAUGUAGCUGAAAAUGAGUCUGUGAUCUGCACGCUAUCUCAGGAGCUGUCGCAGGAUGACAUCUGCAAGGAAGUUAUGUCAAAACAAGAAGAUGAGCUCCAGACUCUCCGCUCAGAGGUUGACGUGCUGACCUCUGACCUUGAACUGAGAAAAGAAAUAACUUCUGAUUUGCAAGUCCAAAUACAGAACUUAGAGAUGAAAGUUCAAGCCUUAGAGGAGAAGGGACGUGGUUCAGCUGAUCAGCUUUUCAUCGCUCUGGAGGCCAAGAAGGGCCUGGCUACAGAGGUCACUCUGCUGUCUGAGGAGAAGGAGUCAUUAACUCUGCAGUUACAGACGGCUAAAUGUCAGCUGAGGGAUGUUAUGGAGAUGUUGGAAGGACUUGAAAUGGCCAAAGGUGGAUGGGAUGAGAAGUUUCUGCAACAGGAGAGUGAGUUGAAGAGGGUUCGCUCAGAAAAAGCGAACCUGGAGCAGCACAUCCUGGGUAUGGAGUCUGAGCUGGAGUCCAUGCAGGUGGAGAAGGCCAGGAUUAAUGAUGACAUGGAGACCCAGAGGAGGACUUGCUCGGGCAUGGCACAACAGAUAGAAACACUCACGACAGAGAGCGCACAGCUGAGAUGUGAACUUGUGUCCUGCUCGGAAGAGCGUGAUGACUUGAGCCAGUCUUUGAGCCGCUGGAAAGAGAGAGUACAUGGUUUGGAGAAGACUAACUGCGACACCAGAAGCCUCAUAGCCAUCCUGGAAGAUGACAUCAGAGCAGGAAGGAAGGAGUACGAGGUCUUGCAGAGCAGCGUGGAGAAAGUGAAGGCAGAGAGGGAACAGUUGGUGGAGCAGGUUAAGGUGCUGGAUCAGGCGGUUUCUCAAAAGUGCGGGGAAAGAGAGGAGCUGCUUGGCCAUCUUAACCAGAUAAAAGAAGAUCAUACCUCUGCCAGUCAAAACACUGAGUCCAUGGUUGGCAAGAUACAGGCUUUGGAGAGAGAGGUGAGCCUGCUCUCACAGUCUCUGGAGUCCUCUCUGCUAGAAAAAGGAGAGAUUGCCUCGCGUCUGAACUCCACUCAAGAUGAGGUCACACAGAUGAGGAUCGGAAUUGAAAAGCUUCAGGUCCGCAUCGAGUCAGACGAAAGGAAGAAAAAGAAGAUGGGAGAACAGCUCAAAGCGGCACAAAGAAAAUUCGAUUCACUGCAGGAUCGCAUUGACGCCCUGGAAAGAGAGAAAGAAGAUUUGGAGCAAAAUCUGGAGGAAGCUGUGAUCCAGACUGAAACAUCCAAGGCUGAACUGGAGGAGGAGAUGAGAAAGGUGGAGGAGGAGAAGACAGAGCUUAGUGACAAACUGUCUGAACUCUGUGCUACACUCGACUCCCUGAAAUCUGAGAAGGCUCACCUGGAGAGAGAACUAAUCUCAAAAAACAGAGAGAUAGAGGAGCUGACAUUAGCUAAGGAUGAGCUGGAAAGAGGAUUGCAGAAGGCAGAGGUAGAUAGAAGAAAAGAAGAGGAAAAACACAGAUUUAGAAUCGAUGAACUUGAGAAAGGAAUGAGAGAGGAAGCUGAAAAACAAACCGGCCUCCAAGCACAGCUGGAGGCCUUUAGACAGAAAGAGAUGUUGCUGGAAAAGAAGAGCACAGAUACAGAAGGAGAAAGGGAGAGGCUGCAGUCUGCACUGGAGGAGUUAGAGGAGGAGAUGCGACGCCUGCUGAGUUCUGUACAGGAGUACCAGACGGAUGCAGACAGACUCCGCUCUCAGGGAGAGGAGGGGGAGAAGGACAGGAACAACCUGAGGACCCACGUUGAAUCACUGGGAGAAGAGAUAAAGGCGCUUAAGGCACUCCUAACAGUUAAAGAGGAAGAGAUGCAUGCUUUAGUAAAAGAGAGGGAGAACGAGGCAGAUCAGAGACAAGCAUCACUUAAAUCCAUCUCAUCUCUUAUGGUAGAGAAGGAGCACGUUGAGACGAUAAACAAACAGCUGGUAGAAGAAAAAGAGAAGCUGCAGUCGAGCCUGAUCCCAGCAGAACAAGAGAGGGACAGCCUGCGAAGCACAGUACUAUCUCUAGAAGAAGACAGAGAAAGAUUAAAUCAAGACAGAAGCGUGUUAGCAGAGGAGAGAGAGAAGCUCCAAUCAAACCUCUCUUUGACUGAAAAGGAGAGAGAUGAGUUGUAUGAAGCUCUGUCUUCAUUAAAGCAAGAAAAGAUGAGAAUAGAACAAGAGAUACAGAAGUUGCAAGCUGAAAAGGAAGAGCUGGAGUCUUCCCUUUCUUUGACUGAAAAAGAUAAGCUACGCGUGGAAGAGGAAAAGCAGAAGAUUUCAGGAGAGCGAGAAAUACUUCAGACAGCAGCUGUCUCUGUUGAGAAGGAACUGGAAAUGCACAAGCAGACCGUCUCACAGCUCAAAGAAAAGGUCUCUGAGUUAACAUCUUGUGCAGCUCGUAUGACGAAAGAGAGAGACUCGGCCUUGAGCAAGAUGAGCCUUUGGAUGAAGACCUGCAAGCAGCUGGAGCAGGAGAAGCAAAUGAUGCUAAACAGUUCAGGAAAUGGUCGGAGCUGCGAGGAGGCACAGACUGAGAUAACCCAGCUGAAAACGGAAGCAGAGUUGAGAAAGAAAGAAGUGGAAGACUUGACGACAGCCCUGGAGAAAAAGAAGACGGAGUCUCAAGAAAAACAUAGCGCUGCCCUCAACGAAAAGAAAGAGGAGUUGGAGGAGAAGGCCAGAGAGCUGGAGGAGACCAAGAGCAAGGUGGAGGAACUGAAUGAACUUCUUGAGGAGAAAAGCAAAGAGGCGGAUGAGUGCAUGAAUAAAUACUGCAAUCUGAUGGUUAAAGUCCACAAACUGGAAGAGACCAAUGAUGCACUGAAAACACGACUGGAGCAGAUCACCGUGACUCAACGUGCUAAUGAAGCCAACAGCCGCCGGCGCUCAGCGAGGAAGUCGUCCUCCAGACCCCAGGAUGAGAAGAUGAAUGUCAACGCGGAGAACCUGGCUCCCCGAUCCACACCGGGGUCUCCUCAGGGGCCCUUCGCAGGGAAGCGAGGUCACGGCGACUUGAAUGAUAAAGACGUCGCCCACGAGGCCCUACACAAUCUUACUAAGAAGAUCAAAGCCCAGGCCAUGACGACACCCAAACCCAAGAGUGAACAGGUGGAUGACGAAUUCAGGCCAGAGGGGCUUCCUGAGCUGGUCCAGAGAGGGUUUGCUGAUAUUCCUCUUGGAGAGGCCAGUCCCUUCAUCAUGAGGAGAACCACGGCGAGGCGCAACAGUCCUCGGCUGGCUGCCAGGCAGGCUCUGUCUGAUGCAAAAGUUGUGGGACCCGAGUCUCUCCAGAGUCCUUCUGCUUCUGUGUCAACCCCAAACUCCAACGAUAAACGUUCACACCGUUCAGAAAACGGACCAGAGCGGAGAGAGAAGCAACUUCCUGGAGAACAAACCCAAGAACAAAACUGUCAAGUCCAGUAGAUUAAUUUGCAUACACUUUCACACGUCCCAGUAGAUUGAUUUGCAUACACUUUCACAUGUUUUAUAGCACAGAUUCCACAAAAUCUUAGCACCCUGCUUUUUGUUUUAUGCACCACGAGGAUUUUAGUUUUUUUCCUGCACCUUUUGUGUUUCAUGUGGUGUUUAAUCACUUCUAGUUAACCACUCAGCCUUUUCUCUCCAGGUCUUACCUAAUAGCUGAAUGUGUGAGCAAUGACUCACACUCUAAACUUCAAAAAACUGUCUUUUAACAGUUCUCUGUUCUGAAAUUGCAUCUUUCAAGGACCCCAACAUGUUUAUGUCUCUGUUGACCCAUCAGGUGCAUUUGUUUUUCUGUCUAAACUUAUCUUUAUAUAUGUGUUUCUUUAUCUUUUCCACUCUCUCACUGGACAUUCUUAUUCGCUGUUGUGUUGCUGUCUUCUGUAUAUAAAAGUUGUGUUUUUAGUGGACGUUGUUUCCGAUCUCCACCCUCUGACAGCUUCAUUCAUCUAUCAGCCCUGUAACAGAUCACCUGAUAGUCAAAGGCAGCUAAACUUAUCUAGAUUUUCUGCACUGACUUUUUUUUUUUCUCUAUUUUCAAAAUAUAUUUUUGAUUGAGGUAAAAACAAAUCUUAUGUGAUUUGUCUUCUUAGAUGUAUCUAAUUUUUUUCUAGUUAUUUAGGCUUGUAUGGAUGUCAACGCUGUAAAAAGUUGAUGCAAAAAUGGCAUUUUUAACUAAAGUUUCUACUGCUUAAA